Molecule: messenger RNA, 3357 nt
Organism: Canariomyces notabilis
Lineage: Eukaryota; Fungi; Ascomycota; Sordariomycetes; Sordariales; Chaetomiaceae
Product: RNI-like protein
Exons: 5
Coding region: 1-3357 (1118 amino acids)
Biological process (GO): regulation of Arp2/3 complex-mediated actin nucleation; cell migration
Cellular component (GO): plasma membrane; lamellipodium
Source: RefSeq, a predicted model, not a curated record
AUGCCCGUGGCAUUGGUAGAGUCCGACACGUCUGAUUCUAUAUCGAGUCCGGCAACAACCGCCCCGAGCUCACCGGCCAGCUUUGACGGCGAUCACAGGACUUUCUCGCUUAGCUCCAUCAAGGAGCGAGCUUGGAAGUCCUUCAGCAGCAGGGAGCGGGAUUCUAGCUCGGAGAGUGGCAGAAGCUUUCGCAACCAUGGACGGAAGCUGUCCCGAUCGAGGCCUCUGUCUUCGCCCCUGUUUGAAACACCCACUCGCCGCCCGUCAUUCGUAUCGUCGGACCAUCGUCUUUCCCUAUCCACCGGCGAGAGCACGUACUUAAGCAGCCCUAUCUUGCCCGCAGCCAUCAACUGGGAGUCGCAAAAGAUCGAGGGAGUUGCGCCGCUCGAGUUAGACACGCACCGGCCCAAGACCAAGAACCCUUACCUUGUAGUGACGGCCGAUUAUCUCAUCAAGGUCAAGAGCAUCUGCGAUCCGCUCCCAUUGCUACGAAGACUUGCGACGGACGAAGGAAAGCAGCAAGCCAGCAUCAAAACCCCCGAGCCGUUGCUCGUGAUUCCCAUCUCGUCAAUCGUGUCGGUUUUCGUUGCGGAAAGCACUCGGCCAUCGUUCGGAUUAGAAGUCUGGUGGAGAAACCCAGGAUGCGGCCAGGCGUUCUGCCGUUCGGAUUUCUUCUUCAACCAUCCUGCCCAGCGGAAUGAGCAGGUGCACGAUAUAAUCCGAGCCGUGAGGGCGAGCCAACAGGAAGAGAACGCCACUGUUGUCCUGGGCCAGGAUGUUGAGAGGAUGCUGAGAAGGAUACAUGAGAAUGAGGAACCUUGCUUUGCCCACCGCAAGCCUGACAUCUUCCCAGUUGUACCGCGGGGGAAUACAAGAAGGGAGUGCCUGCCCAAGCUCGAGGAUGCAACCAGGAAGCCGCAGGAAAGCUCCUCGUUCUACCUCAUAGUCGGGACAUAUGCCUGCCAUCUAGUCGAGAUCCAAAAGAGUAAGGGCGGAGAUCCUGUCUGUCAACAUAAAACGUACUGGCUGGCCAGCCUCGAAAGAUUCAAGGCAGAAUGGAUCCCACACGAAGAGCGGUUCAAUAUCACAUUCCGCCUGCCCUUUCAACCACCUGUGACGCUUGAACUUGCAAGCCGCUACUGCCGAGAAAUCAUUCGCGUCUUUGGCACAGCCGACCGCUUCAUAAAGCCUGCUUGGCCACAGUUAUGGCAGUCAAUGGAGAUUUUCCGUAUCCCUGGCCUCAAGGAACCGCAAUAUCUCGUGCCCAGAGAAGACUAUGGAAGUUUCAAAAGAACACUUGAAGCUUACCAAGCCGCAUACCGCUGUGGAUCUGUUGACUGGGAAAUCAACUGGAAGACGCGGUUUGCUCCCGAGUUUCGCCUGUUGCCUCCGAAGCGUGGCUCGUACUCGCCACUGCAACUUCUAGCCGUCUUGCGUGCGUUGCGGUACAAUGACUACUUUCAGUCACUGUGUUUCAGGGACGUGGACUUGUCUGUGCUAUACGGGCUCAAGGACAACACUCCGCGAAAAACCAAUGUUGCAUACCUGAGCCGAACUUGCGUCGCCCUUGGCCCCGAGGAGAUUGAAGCGCUUAGGGUCAGCCCUGUGCUCCAUCAGGAGUUCCAUGCGCUGGCUUUCUGCUCUGAGACCAUUCGGCAAAUCGAUUUCACCAACUGCAGCGGGUCGCUUGCGAAAUGGUUGGCACAGCACGGGGAUCAAGGCCUUAGCCUGCAGUUUCUUACGCCAAUCCUCAGCCUUCUGAGGUCUGGCAUCACCAAAUGCAGCCGACUGAUACUCAGCAGCAAUCCUCUGCCUCCCAUUGACAUUGAAGACCUUGCCGAGACCAUGAAGACCGGAACACUUCACGCCUUGGAUGUCUCCUCCUGCGGGCUAGACGACGCUAGCCUACGGGAUAUGGUCGUAAACACUCUGUUAGAUGGUCCGAGCCCGCUGCAGUCUCUGUCCAUAUCCGGAAACCCUGGGCGCAUUCCUGCCCACCUCGUUCCCGGUAUGCUCCGGAAUCUGCCAGAGUUGCGGGAGUUGAGUGCUCGUGGCAGCAUCCAGGCCGAGAGCCAUUUUGAGGGCCCGCUUCUGCCCUUUUCCACUCUCGAAUCCUUGCACAUGCUCGAGAGCUUUGACAUCUCGGGCUACAAGAUCGAUAACGCAACAUUCCUAGACCUGGAGCAGUUCCUGCGGCAUAGAAGCCGGAUGAUGGAUCACGGACUUGACAAACUUGCCUUUAACCACUGUCGCAUAACCGGCGCUCAAGCUGCAACGCUAUUUGACGCAAUUGGCGAGGAUGACGGCAUCCAUCUCUGCCUGAGCGGUAAUCCAAUUGAAGAUGGCAUAGAGCACCUAGCAGCCGCAAUUCGCCAGCACAAGGGCCCUGCGGGUCUUGACAUGGAGAUGAUAGAAUUCAAGGACGAGAACAAGUAUAUAUCUCUCAUACAGGCGCUGACGGAGACAAAGCGUCUUCUCCGGCUCAGUCUCGCGGGCACGGCACCAUCACCUCCCUCGCAUGGGCGGUGUAGCCAGGAACUGGUAUCAAAGCUGCACGAUUUUUUCGCCCGGAACGUGUCCAUUCGGUAUCUGGACCUCUCAGGAUUCUGCGGCAAACUCGACGACAGCCAGCUGGGCAGAGGGUUCGGCCGCUCACUAAGCGGACUAGCCCACAACAAGACUAUAACCCACCUGCGGAUACGAAACCAAAACCUGCACGAAGACGUGGGCAUGCUCGGCCAGGCACUCGCCAAGAACAACACGCUGAGAAUGGUCGACUGUAGUGGCAAUAAUCUCAACCUGACCAGUCUCCGCUUUCUAGUCGACAGCCUCAGGACCAACACAUCCAUUAUCGAAUUCCCAUUGCCCUCGGAGGAGCGCCGCGCCAUCUGGAAAACCAUCCUUCGCGGCCUGCACCGCACCCCAUCGUCAUCGGCCUUGUCAACAACCGCUUCAUCCACCCGCGCGGUGACAACAACGUCAGUGACUUCAGUAGCUACAACCACCAUGACCACAACUACCACCUCGGGUUCUGGCAGCAACACCCCGACGCACCAUGAUCCCCUGACAAGGGAAGAAGCGCUCCUCCUUGAGGCAGUCAACGCCCAAUUCACCGCCCUCGAGAGGCGCCUGCGUGAGAACCGUGCCCGGCUGGAGGCUGCGGAACGGGGUGCAAUAACCAUCAAUUCUUUCUCUUGGGAACGGGAACGGGAACAAGAACAGGAACAAGAGGACUGGCGACGCGCAUUUGACGACAUGAAGGAGAAGGCCCUGAUCAGUACCACUCCGUACCAUCACCACCACCACGACGAUUACCAUUACAGCCGUCUCCCCUCGCAGCUGUUGCCACAGCGCUAG